This is a messenger RNA of Manacus vitellinus (golden-collared manakin), 2023 nucleotides long. RefSeq names its product doublesex and mab-3 related transcription factor 3 (gene DMRT3). The record is from RefSeq and is a predicted model, not a curated record. The annotation marks the transcript as partial. Gene Ontology annotation, molecular function: protein binding. Lineage: Eukaryota; Metazoa; Chordata; Aves; Passeriformes; Pipridae. The transcript is spliced from 2 exons.
UCAAAACCAGACAUGAAUGAGGAGAGGUUGGGUGAUACCAGUGGAGCAGACAAUGCUGAGACCUACAGCGACAAAGACACAGACCAAAGGAGUUCCCCAGACAUGACUAAAGCCAAAAGCUGUUUCACCCCUGAAAGCCCUGAAAUUGUUUCAGUGGAUGAGGUUGGUUAUGCAGUUCAGAAAAAUGGUGGGAGCACAGAGAAUCAUCCAGACAGCCCCAAGUACCACCCAGAGCAGAACCACCUCCUGAUAGAAGGUCCUUCUGGGACAGUUUCUUUACCAUUUAGUUUGAAAGCAAACAGACCUCCACUUGAAGUCUUGAAAAAGAUCUUCCCUAAUCAAAAGCCAGCUGUGCUAGAGUUGAUCCUGAAGGGGUGUGGUGGUGAUCUGGUGAGUGCUGUGGAGGUUCUCCUGUCUAGUCGGUCUUCGGUGGCCAGUGGGGAGAGAACUUCUGCAGAAUCCGAUGGUCUUGUUUUGCCUUCCAACGGGCACAUUUUUGAACACACGCUGAGUUCCUACCCUAUUUCAUCUUCCAAGUGGUCCGUGGGCUCAGCAUUUAGGGUUCCUGACACGCUAAGGUUCUCUGCUGAUUCCAGUAAUGUCAUGCCAAAUCCUCUGGCUGUACCUCUGCAGCACCCUUUCCCUCAACCACCACGCUACCCACUGAUGUUGAGGAACACUUUGGCAAGAAAUCAGUCCAGCCCGUUCCUGCCCAAUGAUGUCACCCUGUGGAACACCAUGACACUGCAGCAGCAGUACCAGCUGCGGUCCCAGUAUGUCAGUCCUUUCUCUAGCAACACAACCACAGUUUUCCGAAGCUCACCUGUACUUCCUUCCCGCUCGUCAGAGGAUCCUAGGAUCUCAAUUCCUGAUGAUGGGUGUCCUAUUGUGUCUAAGCAACCAAUUUACACAGAAGAUGAAUAUGAGGAAAGGUCUGAUUCUUCAGACUCAAGAAUACUCAACACAUCUUCUUAGACUGACAUUUGACGUGUGAUAGCUAAGUGAUACUCAAAGUGCAGCUGAACUACUGGCCCCUAAGAGGAGGGACACAUACUCUAUGAAACUCUUGCAAUUGUAUUAAAAAGUGACUUUGCUUGGUAUUAUACUAUAGCAAUAAAGACAUAACUUUUUAAAUUUCUUGCACUUCACUGGAUAAUGCCAAAUAGCAAUACUCUGGCUUUAGUGCUGAGUCUGUAUUACAAAGGAAGACUUUAUGGCUAUUGGUUAUGGGACUCUGGAAGGCUCAUAAUGGAAACAGAAGCCCAAGGUCUACUUUGUUCCUUAACUCAGAAAAAUGGGGAUGUUAAACUAGAAUACUUGAAUGCUGUUUUAUAAGAGAGAACUCCUCAGGACAUAAGAAAUCAAAUAAACAUAAUUCAAUUGCAAAUGGACUAAAACAAGGAACUUAUAAUCUUAUGCCAGUGAUCAUAAAAAAAACAGAAGAAAGAAAUAUGCACAUGCAACUAAUAUGAGCUCCUUCUGUGCCGUUUGAGCUUGGACACUUUUCAGAGAAAUAUUAUUAAGAGUUAUUCUUUUCCCAUGGCUAGGUCGAAAUGUGUAAUGUCAGUGUAAAACCAAUUACAGCUGUGAAUUGCAUGAAGUGUAUUGUGAAAUGAACACCAGAUUAAGCAUUGUCAGGUUAAUGUAGCAUGCUAAGGACUCUAGAAAAAUAAACUAAGAUCAUGAUCUUGGUUUAUGUCAUUUAUACUGGGCAAAUACAUUCUGAAGACAGAGAGCUGAUUAAUCCUCAGGCAGGGUUAAAAUGUCCAGCUCCAGCAGCUGCAGUCAAGGAAAGCCUCUUUUUUCAAGUCUGGGUUCUGCUUCCCUGCCUAGUAGUUUGCAACUGAGAUUAGGCAAAUGUUGUCAUCAGGGAAGCUGAGGUCUUGAGUAUGUACUGCAGACAAUUCCAAGCUCAGCUGAGUAAAGUAGAGCUUGCUACAGUCACAGAAAGCAGAAAACAAAAGGCUCUCCCAGUGCUUCAGAAGCAUCUUUUUUUCCCUAUACUGUAGAAGUAGAAAAAAAA